Messenger RNA from Perca fluviatilis (European perch), 759 nucleotides. RefSeq names its product guanine nucleotide-binding protein G(I)/G(S)/G(O) subunit gamma-12-like. The record is from RefSeq and is a predicted model, not a curated record. Gene Ontology annotation, molecular function: G-protein beta-subunit binding. NCBI's taxonomy places the organism in Eukaryota, Metazoa, Chordata, Actinopteri, Perciformes, Percidae. Gene Ontology annotation, biological process: G protein-coupled receptor signaling pathway. The transcript is spliced from 2 exons. Gene Ontology annotation, cellular component: heterotrimeric G-protein complex. Bases 189 to 407 code for a protein of 72 amino acids.
UGAAUAAAAGGGGCUACAGGUGAGGAAGAAAAGUGAGGAGCUUCUCUAACCAGACUCCUGCACAACCUGUGCUGACUCUUGGGAUUCUGCACAAAAUUAUUUUCCUGCUGCUCGUUUUGGUUUUGAAGAAGCAUAUUGAGUCCAGAUAUUGAAGGAUUUUUUUUUGCUGAGUCUUUAUAUUGAAGGCCAUGUCAGGAAAGAUGUGCAGUAGCAACAGUGUUAUUCAGGCACAAAAACUGGUGGAUCAACUUCAGCUGGAGGCAAGCAUGGAGAGAAUAAAGAUCUCUCUGACAGCAGCAGACUUGGUCCGGUACUGUCAGGACCACAGGCGCAGUGACCCUCUGCUCACCGGCAUCGCUGCCUCGUCCAACCCGUUUAAAGAUAAGAAGACCUGUGUGCUGCUUUAACAGUCCUGAGAAGAGCUGACCGACCAUUAACAGACUGCCAUACCAUAGGGACAACUCCUGUCGGAGUGUAACCACAAUUUUUCUACUGUCAGACGUGUAGAAGAUAAUCCUUCUAUUAUGGCAAUAAAUCAGCUAUUUGAGACAAUGCAUGUUAAGCCUAAAACAUAGGAAAUGUGAAAAAUACAAAUAAUGGUUUUGCAUUUGUAAAUACUUUCCAUUUAUUUUCUCUUAAAGGCUUUAUUUAAUGUUGCUUCUUUACACAUUUCCCUUAAAAGGUUUGAUCUCGACCUUUCAAUAGUAUGGAAUUACAUGGGUAACUUGACUCAGGACUUGAAUUUGAAUAGCUGCUUUU